Molecule: messenger RNA, 1558 nt
Organism: Hibiscus syriacus
Lineage: Eukaryota; Viridiplantae; Streptophyta; Magnoliopsida; Malvales; Malvaceae
Product: multiple inositol polyphosphate phosphatase 1-like
Exons: 11
Coding region: 58-1542 (494 amino acids)
Molecular function (GO): inositol phosphate phosphatase activity; acid phosphatase activity
Source: RefSeq, a predicted model, not a curated record
CCCCUCUAGUUCUCUCCAGAUAAUUUUUCAAACAAAGGUCGCUGAAUAAAAUUAGCCAUGGCAGACUUGGCAGUUGUUUUGUUGCUGUUUUUAAGGUUAUUUUCAAAUUCAAAAGCUGAUGGAGAUUUCGAUGUUCGUCGACAUCUCUCUACUGUAACCAGAUAUGGUGCCGUGAAAGAUAUUGUUGACGAUUUGUUUAUACCGUCUGACAUCCCUAAUGGAUGUACUCCUAUACACUUAAAUCUCGUGGCAAGGCAUGGAACACGUUCUCCUACUAAGAAGCGGAUGAGAGAGUUGGAAAAUUUGGCUUCUCAUAUAAAGGAAAUUAUAAAAAAUGCCAAAGAGAGGAAUUUGUCCUUACAAAAGGUCCCUGCAUGGUUUCAUAAAUGGGAGUCUCCUUGGAAAGGAAAACUGAAAGGUGGAGAGUUGGAUAUCAAAGGAGAAGAGGAAAUGUAUCAGCUUGGCAUCAGUGUUAGGGAAAGAUUUCCUGAUUUAUUUAAUGAGGAGUACCAACCUGAUGUGUAUCCCAUUAAGACUACUCAAGUUCCUCGGGCUUCUGCAAGUGCAGUCGCAUUUGGCAUGGGGUUAUUUAGUGGCAAAGGAAGUCUAGGUCCAGGUCGUCAACGAGCUUUUGCUGUUACAAGUGAAAGUCGAGCAAGUGACACAGUCCUAAGGUUUUUUGAUUGUUGUCAAACCUACAAGAAUGUUAGGAAAAAACAAGAGCCUGCUUUUGAUAAGCUGAAAGAACCUAUCCUUACUGAGAUUACCUCUUCACUACUCAAGCGGUAUGAGUUCAAUUUUACAAGACAAGAUAUAUCCUCUCUCUGGUUUCUGUGUAAACAGGAAGCAUCCUUGUUGGAUAUGACCGAUCAAGCUUGCAGUCUUUUCAGUCCCGCUGAGGUUGCUUUGCUGGAGUGGAUGGAUGAUUUACAAAUGUUCAUAGUUAAGGGUUACGGUAAAUCAUUAAAUUAUAGAAUGGGAGUGCCCUUGCUUAAGGAUGUUGUGCAAUCCAUGGACGAAGCUAUCAACGCUAAAGAAGGUAACCAAGUACCUGGCAGUUAUGAGAAGGCAAGACUUCGUUUUGCACACGCAGAAACUGUGGUUCCUUUUACAUGCUUGCUCGGGCUUUUCCUCGAAGGAUCUGAUUUCGAAAGGAUACAAAAGGAGGAACCUUUGGAUUUCCCUCUUAAGCCUCCCCAAAAGAGAAAGUGGAGAGGCAGCACUGUGGCACCUUUCGCUGGGAACAAUAUGCUGGUCUUAUAUAACUGUCCGGCUAAUUCUUCAAGCAAAUACUUUGUGCAUGUUCUACACAACGAGCAUCCCAUCCCGAUGCCCGGUUGUGGCGGCACCGACUUCUGUCCAUUUCAAGUUUUCAAGGAUAAAAUUGUCCAACCCCAUUUAAAGCACGACUACGAUACCCUUUGCAAUGCCAAUCUCGACCAGCCUCAGCCAAAGCCUGAAACCGGUAAGUUAUCGCAACUGUUCCGUUGGCUAUUCGGGUGGGGAAACGAUGAUACAUCGUGCCACAGAGUCGAACUGUAGACUUGCUUCUCAUGAA